Coregonus sp. 'balchen' is the source of this 4356-nucleotide messenger RNA. NCBI's taxonomy places the organism in Eukaryota, Metazoa, Chordata, Actinopteri, Salmoniformes, Salmonidae. The record is from the annotation of a GenBank genome assembly.
AUGUCAACGGGCUGUCAGAAGACCACUACCAGCAAGGCCAUUCCGACCAGGCGGGUGACCAUAAACGACGCGUCGCACAUGCCCAACGACUACUCCACUACUCCUGGAGGAACUCUGUUCAGCACAACACCUGGAGGUAGCUAGCUAGUAGCUAGCCUUUAUAGAACUAGCUAUAUUUCUAUGUUAUAGAUAUGUAAUAUGUAAAAGCAUGACUGUUUGUGUUUAUAGCUAACUCAACGAGACAUGAUUACCAUGCGUUCGAGCUGUGCAGGUGCCCAUAAAACAAAUAUCGAUAGGGUUAUCAAACCUCUAGACAAAGGACACUUGUCUAGCAAUCAAAGAAAUGUAUUUAGCUAAAUGUUUGUGGUGCAAUGUUGUAAACUGACAAAGGCUUUAGCCUGCGAUAUGCUCAUGCCUCAUCGCAUUGCAUACAGUAACUGUUGUUGUUUUUUGUUUCAGCUGGCGUGCCAUUAUUUGCGUCAUCAGCUUGUUAGCUCGCUAACGUUAGCUUAGCUUUUCGUGAACCACCACGGUCCUCAUACCUAUGUUUCACUGUGGUUCAGAGACUUGCAAUACGACCUAGCUAAGCCACUCAUAUUUGUGUAAACUCAAUAUGAGUGAUUUAUAUUGCAUUGUACAGCCUUACCUAUGGAUUGUGGAUCCAUGAAAUGGGGUAUCAGUCUACUCAGUGAUACACACAUAACAUAACUAUGUAGACUGGUGAGCGAGCUAAUGUGGCUCAUUUCACAUUGGGAUCGGAGUCUUGCAAUAAGACCUAGCUAGCUAAGACGGUAAUAUUUGUGUUAACUCUACACAAUUGUGUUCUUUGGGUGUCACAGUAGGCUAAUACCCCAUUUAAUGUAUCCGCAAUCCAUAGAUAAGGCCGUACAGUGCAAUAUGAUUGUCAAUACGUACAAUAGGCUGGAUAGUGAGGUGAUUCCCCACAGUUACAGUUCCACAAUAAGAGCAAUGACACUAAUAUUAGUGUAAACUCUAAACAAUUGUGUUCUAUGGGUGUCACUGAGUAGACUGGUACCCCAUUUCAUGUAGUCACAAUCCAUAGGUAAGGCUGUACAUCUAUAGGUAAAGCUUUGUAAAUGCAGGCAUCUUGUGUUUUAUGACAGGCUUCUGUAACAUUUCUUCCAUUCAACAUUUUCAUGAUCUAUUCAAGCAGUGUUGUAGUCGCAAUUUUAAUGACUUGUGACUUGCCUUCCCAUGACUUGUAUUUGCACUUGGACUGGAUAGGCUACUGUGAUAAGCAGAAUAUUAGCAUUUCUGGUUGCGCAGAGAUGGUUCUGUUCUGUUCUCUAGCAGUAGGAAGGACGCAGCACACACAGCCUACAUCAGCUUGUGAGCAAGCGAUGAGUGUGGGCAGGCAGGCUCUGCCUCCGAUCAUAGUCUACACGUCACACAAAUAUCAGUCAGUGAUUACAAAAGAGUAGCUGAGAGCCUGUUACAAUUAUUGCAAAUAUUGAUCUGGUCAGGAGCAAUAGCCAAUUCAUUCUAGAGACCAUUCAUCCCUUCAAAACAUCAUUACUGAUUUGACAUAACUAUUGAACAUUAAAUACAAUUUGUGAGCCUGUGUAUGAAGGACUUAUUUCAAGAAGCAGUAGUCUAUAGUCAAUUUCCUAGGCAAUUAUGACCAUUUGGCAACACAUAAACCAAUGUGUUUUUUGUUGUAAUUAACCCGAUUUCGUGGUAUCCAAAGUCCCUGUCCCAUCGCUGCAACCCCCAUACGGACACGGGAGAGGCGACGGUCGAGAGUCGUGCGUCCUCUGAAACACAACCCAACUGAGCCGCACUGCUUCUUGACACAGUGCCCGCUUAACCCGGAAGCCAGCCGCACCAAUGUGUCGGAGGAAACACCGUACACCUGGCGACUGAGUCAGCGUGCACUGCGCCUGGCCCGCCACAGGAGUCGCUAUAGCGCGAUGGGACAAGAACAUCCCUGCUGGCCAAACCCUCCCCUACCCUGGACGACGCUGGGCCAAUUGUGCGCCGCCGCAUGGGUCUCCCGGUCGCGGCCGGCUACGACAGAGCCUGGAUUCGAACCAGGAUCUCCACUGCGCCACUCAGGAGGCCACCACAUAAACCAAUGUCAAUGUGGUAUUUCUUGUUAAACUCCGACACAGUGACUCAGACUUGAGCACUUGGACCAGGACUCGAGCACUGGGACUCAGACUUCAGCCAUAGGGACUCGUGACUCAACUCGAGCACAGAGGCCUUGGGACUCGACUCGGACUCAAAGUUUAGUGACUGGACUACAAAACUGCUAGACGCAUUGCAAAGUAAAAUAACCUGACAUUAUCUAAAAUUAAGUAUCUGACAUUUUAAAAGCAGCUCCAGAAAACAUACUUGUUUGCAUCAUGCAUGGAUUGCAUGCCAUUGUGAAUUAAAUUAUGAAUAUGUAGGCUAGGACACGGUUGCCUAACCUAUCAUGUGAUGUGUUUAAAGCAUUUCCACACGAGGCCUUUCACUUCCUCCCUCUUCACUUGGUCACAGCUAAGGCGUUGGUGGUGGCGUUCAACACUGAUUCAGAGAUGAUUAACGCACUAGCAGGACCUGCCAGAUCAUGUUGCAGUUUCUUAUCUUUCAGCAGCUGCCAUUUUGCAUGAACCCUCUGUCACAAGAGACACCAUUAACAUAUGUGACAUAUAAUUUUAAAUGCAUCAUUUACAUAACUUUCAAUGCAUUUAUAAUUUUGAAUGUUAUGUAAAAUGUGGGAUGCACACUGUCCAAUUUACCUCUCUAAUAUCAAUCCAAGGUUAAGAGGAGGGGUAAUGCUGAGGUUUUUCCUUUUGGGCCACUUAUCAGUAUCAAAUGGGAAAUUCUGGCACAGAAAGCAGCUGGCCGAUAUAGCUUGCAUUGAACCACCAUUUGGUUAGCAGAUAUCAGUGACUGUACUCAGUGGGCAGAUUGUCACAGAGGACAGUACAAACAGAACGGUUUUUGCACAUAUCUGUGUCAAGGAUUCAUGCAAUCAUGUUGAUGCCAUUAGUUUUAUUUUGUGUUAAUAUGAAGGUUAGUUUGUUGUAGACUAUCUGUUGAGUUUGUUGAUGUAGAUUAGGCCUUUAUCUGGGAUAUCUGGCAUCGCUCUCGGUUUGAUUAACCAUCAGAUUAAACAAUACGCAUGCAUAGCAAAUCAUUGGGGCGGUAUGUUGAUUUAUGCACUUGGAGAUUAUUUUGUAAGGAAAAGCACUUUACAAAUGUAUUAAAUUAUUAUUUACCCUGAACAAAAAUCUAAAUGCAACAUGUAAAGUGUUGGUCCCAUGUUUCAUGAGCAGAAAUAAACAAUCCCAGAAAUGUUUGAUAUGCACAAAAAGCUUAUUUCUCACAAAUUUGGUGCACAAAUUUGUUUAUAUUCCUGUUAGUGAGCAUUUCUCCUUUGCCAAGAUAAUCCAUCCACCUGACAGGUGUGGCAUAUCAAGAAGCUGAUUAAACAGUGAUCAUUACACAGGUGCACCUUGUGCUGGGGACAAAUAAAAGGCCACUCUAAAAUGUGCAGGGGGGGGGGGGGACUUAAAACAACUGAUUUCCUUAUAUGAACUGAAACUCAGUAUAUGUAUGUAGGGCUUUCACUUCACACACACACCUCAGUGUUCCAGAACAUCCAGACAACUGUUAGCUCACACGUCACAGUGAGAAAGAGGCACUGUACCUAAUCACUCAUGGACAGAAUACGUAAACAAAUUGAUCAUCUGACCAAAUUAUGCAAGAUUUCAAGUCUGGGUUAACCAAGAUUACACUACCUGACGUGUAUGUGGUUUAACUGCAGCACAGGAUUAGUACUAGGCCUAUAUGGAGGGAUUGUGCACCAAUGUAUGAUCUGUUCGAUCCAUUACAUUUACAUGAACAUCUCAUACCCUCCUCUCCCCUCAGGUACAAGAAUCAUCUACGACCGGAAGUUCCUGCUGGAGUGCCGCAGUUCACCACUGGCCAGGACUCCCCCGUGCUCUCUCCCCAACAUUCCAGGAGUCACCAGCCCACCCUCCAAACACAUGAACAAUGUAAAGGCCCAUAACGGAGAGCCACUGAACAACAUCACUGCACCUGCUGACAAAAGCGCUGGUAAGAACAUGAUCCUGUCAGGCAGGCCAACUAUUUACUCUUCAUACGAAAUGUAUUAGUUUUAUGGAAAAUAUGCAAUGUUAUUUAAUAAGUGAAAUAAGAUCAAAUGUUCAGAUUUACUGGAACCUAAUGGGGUUUGGGUAAUUUUUAAGUUUCAAUAUUUGCCUCUUAUGUCAUUAUUGCCUGUCAGACUCUACAAAUAUUUAAGGUGAGUAGGAAAUAAAUAAAUUAACACGUUAUGUGUGUGUUUGUGAAGGGGACGAUGCACAGUUUGAAAUGGACAUCUAA